Gadus macrocephalus (Pacific cod) is the source of this 1341-nucleotide messenger RNA. RefSeq names its product protein phosphatase 1 regulatory subunit 3C2, duplicate b (gene ppp1r3c2b). Gene Ontology annotation, biological process: regulation of glycogen biosynthetic process. Bases 137 to 1105 code for a protein of 322 amino acids. The record is from RefSeq and is a predicted model, not a curated record. The transcript is spliced from 2 exons. Gene Ontology annotation, molecular function: protein phosphatase 1 binding; glycogen binding. Lineage: Eukaryota; Metazoa; Chordata; Actinopteri; Gadiformes; Gadidae. Gene Ontology annotation, cellular component: protein phosphatase type 1 complex.
GGCACCCUCUACAACUGGUGACCUUACAACUCCUUCAAGUAAGUAGCCUUUACCUCGGCCGUAUAGUAAAGUACAGAUCAGACAUGAUUGGUAAAUAUAGCCCAAUGAAUGCCAGGUUAACCUUUCUCCCGUGCAGAUGAUGGUCCAACCGGCCUUACGACAUGGAACCAACAGGAAGAUGACAGACACAACGGCCCUGCCCGAGGUCAUCCUCGGCUCCAGGGCCCAGAGAGCCGGCCUGAUGGAGAUCGCGGUCCGGCUGUGCUUGAACCAGCGUCAGGAGCUGUGUCCUCACGUCUGGGUGCCCAUCCUGAAGCCCCAGCGGCCCUGCAUCCGUCCGCCGCCCAAAACACUGUGCCCAGAAUACGUAGACCCCCUGCUGUCCUUAAUCAUGGAGGACAUAUUACUAGAUGACGACGACGAUGACGAUUACAGCGCCGGGGUGCCGGUCAAAAACAAGCGCGUGGUUUUCGCCGACUCCAAGGGACUGUCUCUGACGGCCGUGCGGUUGUUCUCUGAGGACCAGGACUCGGAGCGUUUCUCCCUACGGCCCCCGGGCCCCCCGCCCUCGCUCCAGCGGCUGGGAGCCGUCAUCAAGCCCGUCCUGUCGACGGACGAAUGCUACAGCUGCACGGUUGCCACCUGCUGCCCAGGGACGAGGCUUCAGCUGGACUUCCCCCAGCCGUCAGCGGACUUCCAGGCGCUCCGAAGCCGGCUGGCCCGGGACAUGGUGGUGCUGGAGAGCUGCGCCGUCCUUACGGAGUCGGCUGUCCUGCGGGGCACGGCGCGAGUCAAGAAUGUCAGCCUCCACAAGGAUGUGCGCAUACGCGUCACGUUCGAUUCCUGGCAGAGCUACAGAGACGUGCCCUGCACGUACUUGCCGACACGGUACGGCGGCCCGCAGACGGACAUCUUUGAGUUCAUCGUCCCCGUGCCAAAAGUGCUCGACGCCAAGAAAAGGAUCGAGUUCUGCUUGAGCUAUCUGCCCGACGGGCACAGCCAGCCGUUCUGGGACAACAACGAGGGACAGAACUACGGCGUGCUCAUCUGCGUGAGCUCCCAUCGGUGUCCAGGCAGGACUGCCACGCCACGCAUAAACUACUGAAGCGACCACUGAAUUAAAUGAUAAUGAGCUUCAAUUAAAGAAAAUACUGACUGGGUGCCCCGAGGGUUCACCGGGUAGAGCUCGAACCAUUAAGGCCCAGUCCUUACUGCAGCGACCGGGGUUCGAUUCCUAGCCGUGGUACUUUGCUGCAUGUCUUCCACUCCAUCUCUCAUACCUUCUGGUUUAUCUCACUCUACAAUAAAGAGGAUAAAGUCUAAAAACAAAAAAAUAACUGA